CAUGACUAGUUAUGUAAUCAGUGCAGCAGAUCAAUUAAUCAUUCAAUAAGGUAGAAUCAACUAUCCAACUCCUAGGAAUACCAUUUGAUUGUGAACUUGUACAUCCAGGAAAAUCUUGUGAAAUGAACAUUUUAUCUAAGUAUAAUUAGAAAUAACUUUAUAAAGUCUUCCUAGAAUCAUGAGAUCUAAUUCUAAAGUGUAUUUGCCAGUUCAUUUAAUCCCAUUUCUACUUUACAAACGAAAACAAUUUAUGAAGAAGUAUCAACAAUAUCAUUAAUAAAAUAGUCCUAUAUCAACUAUAAGUAGAGCACUUGUUUCUUAUUUUAAAAGCAUAUGUUUCCUCUCAUUUAUGGUUCAAAUUCUUAGAUAUAAUUGGUGCAAAUAAAAAAAUCUUCUUAAAAAAGUUGAUCCAUUUGUACCAUUAUCUGGUGGUUUUAUAAGUUCAUUUGCCCUUCUUCUUGAAUCCAAUACUAGGUAUUUAUGAAAAAUAAAUGUAGAGCAAUGGAAAUAUGUUUAAGUAUUGUUCCAAGAUUUUGCGAAACAGUCAUAAACCUAUUAAAAAGUAGGGGAAAGAUGAUAGAUAUUCCUAGUGGAGAUGUUAUUGUUUUUUCAUUUGUUAUAGCCAUCAUACAUUAUUAUUAUUAACAUGAUGUAAGAUUGCUUAUUAAUAUUAGCCAAAAUCUUUAAAAAGCACAUAUUAUAAAGUAUUUGAGAAAAUAUGGGGAAUAAAUUGA
Messenger RNA from Paramecium pentaurelia, 734 nucleotides. The record is from the annotation of a GenBank genome assembly. NCBI's taxonomy places the organism in Eukaryota, Ciliophora, Oligohymenophorea, Peniculida, Parameciidae.